Molecule: messenger RNA, 3443 nt
Organism: Alnus glutinosa
Lineage: Eukaryota; Viridiplantae; Streptophyta; Magnoliopsida; Fagales; Betulaceae
Product: nuclear pore complex protein NUP62-like
Exons: 10
Coding region: 848-3142 (764 amino acids)
Biological process (GO): protein import into nucleus; RNA export from nucleus
Cellular component (GO): nuclear pore central transport channel; nuclear pore
Molecular function (GO): structural constituent of nuclear pore; phospholipid binding
Source: RefSeq, a predicted model, not a curated record
UUUACUUCACGCACUCCUCUGUCUCUCUCUCUCUCUCUCUCUUUCUAUGUGUCGCAAAGACGCAUACAAACAUACACGCUCCUUUUGCUAAAACACCUUGCCCUGCGUAGACUGCGGCGAUGCGCUUUCUCACCAACACAUACUGAAGAACUUUUAGGUUUGGGGAAAAUUUUAUGCUCUUCUCUAUUUCUUCCCCCUUCUCGUUCCAGAACCGCAGCUAGACCCCAAGGCCCAAAACCAGCACAGAGCCGCCGCACAAGAUCCGCCCACCCUCCAGCUCCAAUUGUGCACAGACCCACGUCACCACCAUCCAAAACCCAAGACCCACAACACAACGAUUUGCGAUUUGGAUAAGAAAUUAGAGAAGAAAUUUCCGGAUACAAGACCCACUGUUUACAUGUAAUAAAGGGAAAUGGCUAAGCCAAUGGGGUUGAGUAUUUCUUGAAGAGGAUCGAUUUGCUGAUUUCUUGAAGACGUUCGGCGGUUUUGGUGUUGAGGAUUUUAAUGAACUGUAUUUUUGUGUGAAUGAGGAUUUGCUAAUUUGAAGAGGUUCGGCAGCAAAUCAACAAUUUCUUGAAGAGGUUGAGCGAAUGUGGCUUUGGAGGAAGGACAUGUUUUAAACUUUACAGGAAAGAGUCAUUUUUGACAAAAAAAAAAAAAAACAAAAACAAAAACAAAAAGAGAAAACGAAAGAAGAAGAAGAAGGCCGGCUGAACCGGCAAUUUCAAAACCCCCAAAACCCUUUAGAGACAGCUUUACCUCCCAAAACCCUCAAUUUCAAAACCCCCAGUCACUCGCACAGGCACAGACCCACCAGAAGCGAGCGAGAGAGAGGGAGAGAAAAACCAUGUCGGGCUUCUCAUAUGGAUCUUCAUCCGCCUCAUCCACGCCCGCAUUCUCCCUCACGAACCCGCCCUCCACCGGAUUACCAUUCGGAUCAUCCGCCUCCCCAUUCGGAUCCGGCACCACCCCCUCUUCUUCCCCAUUCGGAUUCGGAUCCUCCACUUCCACUUCCUCUUCUUCUUCAGCUCCUUCCUUCUCGUUCCCCUUCAAUUCCGCUUCUAGCUCCGCUGCCUCCUUGUUCGGAACAGUAGGGUCUUCGUCCUCUGCAACUUCCGCUCCGUCCCCGUUUGGGACAAUCCCGUCCUCGGCGACCUCAGCUUCGUCCCUAUUCGGUUCAGCUGCUUCUGGUUUUGCCUUGUUCAGUACCGCCUCAUCUACUAGUACUUCGGCAUCGGCCGCGGCAGGUUCCGGUUCAUCCUUGUUCGGAGCAUCUCUAUCGGCGUCAAGUACCAAUUCGCCCUUGUUCGGAACGACGUCAUCCUUCGCUCCGAAGUCUGCUCCUCUCCUGUUCGGAACGACCCCGUCCUCAGCGGCGCCAACUUCUGGUUCACCUCUGUUCGGAACGACGUCAUCCGUUGCGGCGCCAACUUCUGGUCCAUCUCUGUUUGGAACGACGUCGUCCUCCACGGCUCCAACUUCUGGUUCACCUCUAUUCGGAACGACGCCGUCCUCUGCGGCGCCAACUUCUGGUUCACCUCUGUUCGGAACGACGUCGUCCGUUGCGGCGCCAACUUCUGGUCCAUCUCUGUUUGGAACGACGUCGUCCUCCGCGGCUCCAACAUCUGGUUCCCCUCUAUUCGGAACCACGUCGUCCUCCGCGGCACCAACUUCUGGUUCACCUCUAUUUGGAACUACGUCGUCCUCCGCGGCAACUUCUGGUUUUGGUUCCAACCUGUUUGGAACAACAGCCUCAUCAGCGAGUACAGGUUUAUCCUUAUUCGGAACAUCAUCAUCCACUUCUCCAUUUUCAGCUUCAACUCCUCCUGCAUUCCCAUUUGCUUCAAGCUCAGCUUCAAGUUCAACCACAGCCUCGCCUUUCUCUGCUUCUUCUACCGGGCUUUCAAUCUCAACUGCUUCAGCCUUUUCAAAACCCACUACACCCUCCGCUACUGUAUCUUCCUCUUAUACAACGACAACCUCUUCUGCCUUCUCAUUCGUCCCACCCUCUUCCUCAGCUUCUCAGCCUUCAUUUGGGUUCACCGCCUCGUCGGCAGCCACUGCUGUUUCCACCGCACCUACAGCAAAGGCUUCUUCUCUGUCCUUUGGAACGUCUACUGCUCCGCCGUUCUCGACGGUCACCACCACGAGUGCUUCCACUCCGCCUGCUACUAGUAGUAGUGGCACUACUACUACUGCUACACAAGCUUCGUUUGCUUUGCCCGCAUUUGGUGUGAGUUCUUCUUCGGCUGCAACUAGUGCUUCAACAGUAGCAGCAGCGAGCUCGGCCGCUUCUUCUGGCGCUGCAGGAUCUUUUACGGGCUUUUCGUUUAGCAAACAGUUGACGCCUGCUUCACCCUUGCAAUCACAUUCAACUACUGCCGCCCCUGCGUUUGUUGUCUCUUCAACUUCUGCAGCUGCAGCAACUUCCAGUUUGAGUACUACUGGUGCUCAGACAUCAUCAUCUCUUAUUGUGGCCUCCAGUAGUGGUGUCAGCACUACAGUAUCUACUGCACCAAAAUUACCGUCUGGGAUCACAGGGAAGACUGUUGAAGAGAUCAUCAAGGAGUGGAAUGCUGAACUACAAGAGCGUGCUGGAAAGUUCCGAAAGCAGGCUAACGCGAUAGCUGAGUGGGACCGGAGAAUUUUGCAGAAUCGUGAUGUUCUUCUUAGGCUCGAGAUUGAAGUGGCAAAAGUGGUUGAGACUCAAACUAACUUGGAGCGGCAACUGGAGUUAAUUGAGACUCAUCAACAAGAGGUUGACAUAGCUUUGCAAAGUAUGGAAGAAGAAGCUGAGCGUAUUUACAAGGAUGAGCAUGGAUUGCUUCUUGAUGAUGAAGCUGCUUCCACAAGAGAUGCAAUGUAUGAGCAGUCUGAACUUAUAGAGAGGGAAUUAGAGCAGAUGACAGAACAGAUCAAAUCAAUUAUUCAGACCGUAAAUGCCAACCAGGGAGGAGAACUUGAUGCAAUUGAUGGGAUGACACCACUAGAUGUAGUAGUCCGGAUUUUAAACAAUCAACUAAGUUCUUUAAUGUGGAUUGAUGAGAAGGCAGGGGAAUUUUCUUCACGCAUUCAGAAACUCGCCAGCCAAGGUUCGGCUGCAGAUCGUGAUUUGAUGGGUCCAAAGUUCUGGAGGUCCUGACCUCUGGAAUUGUAAAACUACCUCAACAUUUAAAAACCCUGCUUCUACCAGGUAAAGAUUAGUAAUUGCAGAGGAAAAGGUUACGUUACACAACUCUUCCGUUUUUCAGGCGAUAGACUGCAUUUGUAGUGCCUUUGGAUGUUAUUACUUGUAGGAACUGAUAUUCUGUCUCUAAUAACAUUUUUGGGAUGUUUAGCAGUGGAAUUCUUUAGAAAAUGGUGAGUGUAUCUGUAGCCAUCUGUUGAAAUAUUCUUCUGUUUGACUUCCCUCAUUAAAUGGAUGGCCAUGCCUAUUGUCGUCA